AUGGCGAUAUCAGCAGGAGCACUACAAGUUCCCAACGGCGAUGACACGGCGGACUUUGGCGACUUUGUGAGCAAUGAGGAUGAGGAGCUUGACCUUGAAGAGAUUGUGGAGCCCUGGCAUAAGUAUGACAUGAAGACAACUCCACAUGUCUUCUACCCCAUUUGUGUUGGAGAAGUGCUCAAUGAGAGAUACCUGGUUGAGCAUAAAAUUGGCUCUGGUGGCUUCUCCACUGUCUGGAUGGCCCAUGACCUCCAGGAUAGCAGGGAUGUAGCGCUCAAAGUCAUGUCUUUAGGGGAAUGGGGAGAAAAUGAAGCCCGCAUGCAAGGUGAAAUCCGCCAGAACGUAUAUGAUACCUCUCACCUUGUGACAUCUUUGACGACGUUUCUACUACCUGGAAACGGUUGUCAGCACAGGGUCCUAGUGUUUCCAUUGAUGGGCCCAUGCCUUCAACCUUCUAUCCUCAGAAAUAUGCCCAUGGCCACUCGCAUGUCUGCAGCUAAGCAAUUGCUCGAGGCCUUAGAAAAUUUACACAAAGGUGGUAUUAUACACCGCGAUUUAAAUGACAGGAACUGUAUGUGGGGCAUGGUUCCCCUGCAUGACCUCAGCAGAAGCGCUAAAUACAAGGCACUCGGCCGGCCAUUAAAACAAAUCAUACCAUUUGUUGACCUCUGGAAGGAGGGAGAGCUUGUUGGGCCUGCUAAGAUCCCUGAGAACUUACGCACAGAAGAAUUCUAUCUUGGUGACUUUGGUCUGGCGGUGAAACUUGGCGACCCUGUGCCUCGCGGCUAUCCACCAAUGCAAUUUUGCUCCCCGGACCGACUUCAUCGGAAAGGUCCAAGUUUCGCCUGUGAUAUGUGGAGUUACAUGAUCCUCUUUGCAGAGCUUUACCUUGGCUAUCCACCCUUCCCUACCCAUCUCAAGGGUGGAAUAAUAUCUGGUAUCAUUAGAUGUUUGGGUCCACUACCUGAGGAGUGGAAGGGCCUUUACACACACCCUGGAAGCCUUGAUUCCUGGUAUGAUCAGCAGAAAACAUCCGAUCCUGAUCAUGAUCUUGCAUCAACAAUUGCAUACUUUUGUCCUGAAGCUGAUCCGGUUGAGCAAAAACAUGUGCACUCCAUAAUGUCCAGUGUAUUUUCUUAUUAUCCAGAAAAUCGUCUGACUGCAACACAGCUUCUGCAGGAUCCUUCGUUCAGAGCUAUCAUGCACAAAUAUGGUUUCUGA
This is a messenger RNA of Histoplasma capsulatum G186AR, 1221 nucleotides long. Its product is annotated as protein kinase. NCBI's taxonomy places the organism in Eukaryota, Fungi, Ascomycota, Eurotiomycetes, Onygenales, Ajellomycetaceae. Gene Ontology annotation, biological process: peptidyl-threonine phosphorylation; peptidyl-serine phosphorylation. The coding region runs from base 1 to 1221 and encodes 406 amino acids. Gene Ontology annotation, molecular function: ATP binding; protein serine/threonine kinase activity. The record is from RefSeq and is a predicted model, not a curated record. The transcript has 2 exons.